Messenger RNA from Aspergillus tanneri, 1476 nucleotides. Its product is annotated as FMN-dependent alpha-hydroxy acid dehydrogenase. The transcript has 5 exons. NCBI's taxonomy places the organism in Eukaryota, Fungi, Ascomycota, Eurotiomycetes, Eurotiales, Aspergillaceae. The record is from RefSeq and is a predicted model, not a curated record. The coding region runs from base 1 to 1476 and encodes 491 amino acids. Gene Ontology annotation, molecular function: heme binding; oxidoreductase activity.
AUGGCCAAGGUGUUUGACGCUGCGGAAAUUGCGAAACACAAUACCAGCGAGAGUUGCUGGGUCAUCCUCUACGGCAAAGUAUACGAUGUGACUGAUUUCCUCUCUGAACACCCCGGGGGAGCCAGGAUCAUCCUCAAGUUAGCCGGAAAGGACGCCACCGAGGAGUAUGACCCGAUUCAUCCCCCAGGCAUUCUCGAGGAAAACCUCAGGCCUGAGGCGAUGCUGGGGACCGUAAGUCCGAAUGCAUUGCCCACUGUGAAAGGGGAACCGGUGUCGUCAACCAAGGAAGAGAAACAGGGACCCCCUCCGAUGGAGUCUCUUCUCAACAUGGACGACAUCGAACAGGUGGCCACCAAGGCCGUGAGCAACAAGGCAUGGGCCUACUACUAUUCGGCAUCAGAUGACAAGAUCACCAAACAUUUCAACACGGAGGUCUACCGAUCCAUUCUCCUGCGGCCGCGCGUUUUCAUUGACUGCCGUCGAUGCGAGCUCGACACGUCACUCUUGGGCCACAAGCUUGGGAUGCCCAUUUACGUCUCCCCCGCCGCCAUGGCGCGUCUGGCUCAUCCCGCCGGCGAGGCCGGGAUCGCAGAGGCUUGUCGCAGUUUCGGAGCCAUGCAGGUCAUCUCCAACAAUGCGUCCAUGACCCCCGAGCAGAUCGUUCAGGAUGCCGCCCCGGACCAGGUGUUUGGGUGGCAGCUGUACGUCCAGAUCGACCGCAAGAAGAGCGAGGCCAUGUUAGCCCGCAUCAACAAGCUCAAAGCCAUCAAAUGCAUCAUACUGACCCUGGAUGCACCGGUCCCGGGCAAGCGGGAAGAUGACGAGCGACGCAACUUUAUCGGCCCUUCUGCUCCUACCCCCAAAUCCGCCAGUGACACGUCCGGUGUUAGCGAGACUCCCGGUGGCGUGGGACGCACGCUGUUCGCCGGAACAGACCCAUCGCUGACGUGGCGAGAGACCUUGCCGUGGGUGGCCCAGCAUACCGACUUACCUAUUAUCCUGAAGGGUCUGCAAACGCACGAGGAUGCGUACAUUGCGUCCCUGCACACGCCGCAGGUCAAGGGCAUCAUCCUGUCGAACCACGGGGGACGGGCGCUCGACACCGCGCCGCCCGCAGUGCAUACCCUGCUGGAGAUCCGGAAGUAUUGCCCGGAGGUCUUCGACAAGCUGGAGGUGUGGGUGGACGGCGGCAUCCGACGCGGAACCGACGUUGUGAAGGCACUCUGUCUCGGCGCGAAAGCUGUGGGCAUCGGACGCCCUGCGUUGUGGGGAUUGGGAGCUGGUGGCGUGGAGGGAGUGAAGCGGACUUUGCAGAUUCUGGCCGACGAGGCCCAGACGUGUAUGCGGUUGUUGGGAGUGGAAAGGGUCGAAGACUUGGGGAGUCAGCAUAUCAACACGCGCCUGGUAGAGCAGCAAAUCUACGACGGACCAUCGGGAUUGGAGUCCAUCCGGGAUGGAUUCCGCGCGAAGCUAUAG